AAAACCGCGUCCAACGACAUCACCCUCAUUUUCAUCCCCCACACAAUCUCCCCUUCCCAAGCCUGCAACCUUGCAACUCUCUCUUCUGAGACACACCCAUUGCUCCCGAGCCCUUUUGACUUUGCCUGGACCCGCCUGGUGUCAACCUCCACGAUUUCUCAUCACCAUGGCUCGUCGCCGAUCUGCACGCCUGGCCAGCGGCGCCAAGCCCGAACCCAUCGCGCCCCCGCCCGCCACCCUCGAGUCCGUUGCUGAACGCGAGGAGAGUCCUGUCAAUGAGCCUGCUCAGAGUCUCAAUGCCAUCAUGUCCUCGCCCGCAAACAACCCCCGAACCCCGUCUACAAAGUCCGUCGUGAAGCCGCCAAUGUCCGAGAUGCACCCCAGCAAAGCUCACCCCACCAUGGCCGCCCCGUCAUCCGCCCUGCGGCUCGGUUUCACUGACAUCAGGCCCACCGCCUCCAACAAGCCUGGCUCUGCUGUCCUGCUGUCCACGCCCUCCAAGACCCCCGCCUCGUCCUCCCAAUAUCCUUUGCUGCCCUCCGUCCCCAGCACAACAGACUCAACCCUGAGUCCUCAGGCCAAGCUCAUCAUGAGUGAGGUCCGCGAGCAGGCUGCCAAACACAAGGCUGCUCUCAUGGCUGAGCGCGAGAAACAGCGCGCCGAGGAGGAACAGGUCAACGCCCGCAAGAUCGCCCAGCCGAAAGGCCGCGCUGGUCGUUACUCCGCAAUUCACAUGGCCGAGUUCAAGAAGAUGGACUCCAUCGAGAACCAUCCCUCUGCUUUCCGGGCUAGCAAACACGCCUCUGUCGCUGCGCCCAAGAAGGGCAUCAAGCGCUCGCAGUCGAAAGCAAACAUCGACGACGCUGAAUCCGCACGCGUCCAAACUCCCGUCAAGCCCACAUCAUCCAGGUCGUCCAAGAAGGUCCACACGCCUGUGUGUGACCCAGAUUCUCCCGCCAAGCGGACCAAGCAGGCUGCCGACGAUGAUGCUUCUACCAAUCGGCCCAUUUCCAGAGACGGCAGCAACAUCCCUCGUCCUCCGAGGACACCUGGCAAGGGCCCUCAUGGCAUACUCCUUGCCAAGUCCACCAUUAAGAACAUCAUGUCUCCAACCCAGGCGUCUCUUGCACGCGCAGCUUCGAUCAAGACCCCGACCACAGCUCGGUCGAUGCUCAGGUCACCUUCAAAGAUCCCCAUGACAGGUUUGAAGAAGUCUGCAACUGUUGGCGAUCUCGGCACAAUCAGUGAUGCGAAGGAGGCAGAACCGGCCGUGAUGCGAAGCCCAAGUCGGUUUGAUAAGGUCAAAUCCAUGUUCGCCAAGCACAAGGGAGACGGCUCUGCGCGACAGGCUGGCAUUCCCAGGCCCACUGUGGGAAUCUCAAAGACACCGGCUCCUGUGCGCGCACAGAACGAACUCCCUCCUGCUCCCCAGACCACUCCGGGCAAGAACAGCCUCAGGGCCGGUCAGUUCACUCCUGCUCCCAAGCAUGCUGCUUUAGCGCAGAACUCUCCCUCUCCUGUCAAGUCUGGCAUACCUCGCGCUAAGACCGCCACCAACCUGGUCAAUUACCCGUCUCUGGACUCUGUGAUGACGAAUGCCACUGCGGAUCAUGUCUCGUACCCCGACCUGUCGGGCUUCCGACCACUGCCCGAGCCUCCGGCGGAGAGUAAGUCCGACUCGGUGGAUGACGAGGUGUCUGAAGGGCCGGAGCGAGCUCCAGUGUCGGUUCCUGGCACCUUCACCUUCCGCAGUGACCACACCAUCAAUUUUGGCGGCUCUUCCCCCAAGGGAUUUGGUGGCCGCUCAGGACAGUCUAGUGUGCGACAUGUCCGCCCUUCAAUGAUGCCAGUCGUCCCCGGUGCGUUCCCAUCUUCGGACAUGCCCGCGACGGCAGCUCCGAAGGGCAAGGAGAACAUGCCGCCCUAUCUUCAGCAGAGCCCCUUCGACAUGAAGGCUUUCCCGCAUGGUGUGGGUAAUAGGAAACGCCUUCGUGUAGAGGAUGAUGAGGAAGAGGCAGACAGGGAGGCAGCUGAGCGCGCGCUGAAGAAGAUGAAGGCCGCUGAUGUACCCGAGGGUGAUGCUCUGGUCGCUCCCAGGCUGGCAUCUGCCCAAAAGCCGCGUGUCACAAGUACAAGCAAGACUGUGAUGAAGACACCCGCCAGGUCUGCAGCCAAGGCGAGGGCCCCAGCCACUACUCCUGGUGGUCGCAAGCGCGUGGGGCUCAGCAUGAGCAGGCUAGCCUACCUGGCGACCCCGAAGCAGCGCAAGUGAGGCGCGAAUUAAGUCUCGAGUCGGGCGAUGAGAUUGCGACCAGUGCUGCCGCAGCGGAUGAUGCGGCUGGAACAGACCAGGGCGAACCGCUGCUUGAGGCAUAAUUGCAUUUGGAGUUGUACAUGUUUGUGUCGGCUUUGUUGGUUCAAUAUUGGAUUUUCGACCUUGGACAUAAGGCAUCGGUCGAGUCACAACUGGCUCAUUUGAGGGCGAUUGGAAGCCCGGGGCACCGAGCGGCCUCAGCAGAGCUGACGUACAUGCCACCUUGAUGUCUCGACUCUAUGGUUCAUCUUCAGGUGUGUGCUUGCUUGGGGCCAAGGCUAUGCUUACCCGUCUGGCGGCAUUGCAUCCAAUUGUUGAUGUUGGACUGGGAGUAUACUGUACAUUACAGUCAUUGUCUGUUUUCCGGAAUCCUUUAUGAUGGAGUUUCGAGCUGGUCAGGAAAAGGGGUUGCCUUGAGGAGCAUAUUACGGACGUGUGGCGUUAUACUUGUUUUUAGUCCUCGCUUUGAGGAGGCACAGCAAUGUGGACAGACAGGACCAGAUUGCAUGAAUGAAUAGAUUCAAAUUCUACUUGA
This is a messenger RNA of Diaporthe batatas, 2849 nucleotides long. RefSeq lists its product as uncharacterized. The coding region runs from base 167 to 2272 and encodes 701 amino acids. The record is from RefSeq and is a predicted model, not a curated record. The transcript has 2 exons. NCBI's taxonomy places the organism in Eukaryota, Fungi, Ascomycota, Sordariomycetes, Diaporthales, Diaporthaceae.